Molecule: messenger RNA, 2268 nt
Organism: Mytilus californianus (California mussel)
Lineage: Eukaryota; Metazoa; Mollusca; Bivalvia; Mytilida; Mytilidae
Product: tubulin polyglutamylase complex subunit 2-like
Exons: 10
Coding region: 205-1566 (453 amino acids)
Biological process (GO): protein polyglutamylation
Source: RefSeq, a predicted model, not a curated record
AGAUAUGCAAUUAGUGACCAUUACCCUAUCUGUUUAACAAGGAAAGAAGCAAAUAUAGGAAAAAAGAAUACACACAGUACAAUUACUUAUAGAAAUUUCAAAAAUUUCAACCAAGAUGAAUUUUUAUUAGAUCUGCAAACUACACCUUUUCAUAAAAUUGAAUUUGAAGAAAACCCCUCUGACUGUCUACAAUUGUUUUAUGAUAUGUUGAACAAAGCUUUAGAUAAACAUGCUCCUGUUGUUAAAAAGAGAGUAAAAAGGGACAGACAGCCUGAAUGGUAUAACAGUGAAAUCAUUUACGCUAGGAAUAUGAGAGAUAAAUAUAAUGCACUUGGUUUAUGGAGUGAGUAUAGAUUUUGGAGAAAUAAAACUAAACAUAUCAUAGAUAGCUCAAAAAAGAAUUAUUAUAAAAAUAUGGUAAAAGACUCCAAUGACCCUAAAACUUUAUGGAAAUGUCUUCACAGUCUGAACCCAAAAGUUAAAAAUACACCAUAUGAAUUAGCCACUGAAGAUAACAAUACAACUAAAAGUAAAAAAUCAAUAGCAGAAACUUUUAAUAACUUUUUCACUUCCUGUGCUGAAAAAUUAAGAGAACAAGGAAGUUAUACACCUGUAAACAAAGCAGAUUUCAGUAAUCUUGAAAAAAAGACUGGUGUAUGCAAAAUUGAGUUGGACCAAAGAUCCCCAGCAGAUCGUCAUGCUGUUUUGAUGUGGGAACAGAGAAACGGUUGCUUCCUGCCAGAAGAUUUCAAGAACUUUUAUUUGACAACUGAUGGCUUCAAAUUGACAUGGAAUGUGAAAAUGGACAAUGGUCCUACUCCAGUUGGGAAGCUGUAUAUCAACAGAGUAAGUCAGUUGACCCGUAUUGCUGGUAAUGUGGCAUCAAGUCAUGUUAAUCCUACAUUGCUGGACCUAGAGGCAGACUCUGAUAGUGAAGAUGAAGCUACAGGUUUAGAGAAACCAUCAUUUGACAGCAGAUGUAAAAUAUAUGAAAUGGAUCCUUGUGAUGGGUAUGGGAGAGUUUGUUUAGUUUUCAGAGAAAACAAAACAGGAUACAUAGAUUCUCAGGAAUUGUUUGAUGGAAAACACACAUCUGAGUUGAUCAGAUUUGGAGGAAAUGAUCCUAAGACUGAAGUCUGGUUUUUAGACAGAUCAUUGAGGUGGCACUUCCUUGCAGAAUCAUUCAUGGCAUACUUCAGGUUGAUGUUGAUGCAUUUAGGACUUCCUCAGUGGCAGUAUGGAAUUACUGACAUUGGACUUAGUCAACAAGCUCAGCAAUGGUUUAAUAUUUAUGCACCUACAAGACUGGAACUUGACAGAGAAUUGUUGAUGGGUAAUGGAUCUGAGGGACAGAAUAAAAUGCCUACCCUUAAUCUAGAUGUUAAUAAAGUCUUCAACAAAGGAAAAACGGAUAAAAAAAAGCUUCCUGCACAAACUUCUCAGAACCAGGCAAGCUUCAAUAAAAAGAAACCAAUAGUUUCUUCUGCAAAAACACCAGCUACAACAACAAGUACCAGAAAUAUAACUGCAUCUUCAUCACAGAUCUCUACAAAAGGCACAAAAUAAAAACUGAUGUGGCCAAAAAUUUGUUUUAAUGUUUGUUUUAUUUUAACACAUUUGUGUUACUAACAUUCACAUUCUCUGUCCAUUAAUGAUUUAUUGUCCACUGUGAGGGUUAUCUAAAUUGACCAUUUUCAAGACUCAUAGAUCACUCAUUUAAGUGUCUUGGUUAUUUUAACUAAUAGGUCAACUACAGUUGGUGUAUAGAAUGAUUGUAAUUGGAACAUGUCUGUCUGAUAGGUUUCAUCGGAUCUUGACCUUAUUUUCAUCAUAUUUGUGAAGUUAUUGUAGUAGGACCAGUCACCUUGAUUUGAAAAAAAACCUUUCAACAUAAAACUAAGCCCUAAUUAGUAGAGCAGGCUAUAUAUUAAUUUUUGUGUGCACUCUUGUCAGAUGUUUUAUGGAUAUGUAAUCUUUUGGUUUUUUUUGCAAGAAUGUACAAGUUGAUGGAAGAAAUAUAUAACUUAAAAUUAUGUAUUUAUGUUAUCCUUUGCUAUAGAUGUUAAUAUGGAUAAUUGUGCACAUCAUAUAGCUGAAGUACUGAUUAUUUGAUAUAUGAAACAAAAAUUAACCAUUGUGUAUAGCUAUCUUGUCUACCAAAAUUAUUGUUUUUUUGUAAACUAUUGAAAAAGCACAUACUGUUACUGAGAAGUAUAUAAAUAGAUGAUAGUUGUAUCUCAAUUAACUUCAAUAAAUAUACUUGAAUAA